AUGAAACGCCAUUAUGUUGACACUGGGAAUGAGAAGGAUCUACCCUAUAGCAAGGCUCCAUGCCAACCUGCCGAGGAAUUGGAUGAUGUGAACUGGGUUCCUUUUUGGGAGGAGGCAGGGGAUGUGAAAGAAGAAGAAUCGACACCUAUCCCUGGACCUUCGAUAAGCAGAGCCCAAGAUGUUGGCAUAGAGUCCAAGGUUCAGAGUCAGCAGGGGAGGAGUAGAACUCCCUCAGUCUACCAGUCUUGUUCACAGUAUUACUCCUGCUUCUCUUCAAUAACCAACUCAGAGGAGAACAAGUCUCAGCAAAGCACAUAUGCAUUUUAUACCCGGGUGCAAACGGUCCAGGGCGUAGCAGUGGCCUGGGAGACAGAGUCUGGUUUUGAGUCAAUUGGCCUUAGGCCUCGAGUAAGGGAGGCUGAAUUCACUGAGAGGCAGAGGAGGGAAGGCUCUCCCAUUGAAAGUAUUUCUACUAGUGACCUGGUCAGUGAGACUGAUUCUUGGGAGGGAGAUGCCUUUCAGGAAUUUGAAGAGCCUGAGACAUCAGUACCAUCAGAUAGUAGCCAAGAGAUAAGGGAAACACCUGAUUGGCUGAUCACCACAAACUAUGGUCUCCGCUGCUUAGCCUGUUGCAGGAUCUUCCCCAACUUGGAAGCCCUCUUACACCAUGCCCAGCAUGGGAUCAAGGAGGGCUUCAGCUGUCACAUUUUCUUCCGGGAAAUGCUACAGAGAAGACAGUCUCAGAGUCAACAGCAGGAACAACCGCCAGAGGACCAGGAUCAGGGCCAAUCCCAUAGUAGUGAGCCAAGCAGAAAGCCUCAAGAAAAACAAAUCUUAUCAGAAAUUGAAUGCUUAUCAGCGACAACAGCAAACAAGAAGGGUCAGAGGGAAUCUCACUUCAGCUUCAAGGGAGUGGAUCAGCACAGAGAUCAAGAAGAAAGCUAUGAAAAGUGGGAUGAAGAAAGAAGUCAAGAGAAGAGUCAAAAUUCCACAGGAGACCAUGAGAGUUGA
Molecule: messenger RNA, 1011 nt
Organism: Gracilinanus agilis (Agile Gracile Mouse Opossum)
Lineage: Eukaryota; Metazoa; Chordata; Mammalia; Didelphimorphia; Didelphidae
Gene: FAM170B
Product: family with sequence similarity 170 member B
Exons: 5
Coding region: 1-1011 (336 amino acids)
Biological process (GO): fertilization
Source: RefSeq, a predicted model, not a curated record